UAAAAGUUGAACAUUAAAGGCAAGAAAGACGGUGAAAGGAUCUAAUAAUUUCAAGAACAAGAACGUAACAAAAAACGUAACUUAACAAUUAGAUUGCGUAGCGCCAGCGAUAAUAUUAUGGAAGACGCAGAAAGUCUACGUGCAACGGACAGCUAUGGAUGUGAUGCAGUGCCAACAUGUUCACUUGGAGAGCUAUCAAAGAAGUGCGAGGGAGAUGGUAUUAAUGAAGGCAUUCUCAACGAUGAUAAAUCGGAAACGGUUGCCCCUUGCGCGGUUGCACUUUCAAAAAAGUGCGAGGGAGAUGGUAUUAAUGAAGGCAUUCUCAACGGUGAUAAAUCGGAAACGGUUGCCCCUUGCGCGGUUGCACUUUCAAAAAAGUGCGAGGGAGAUGGUAUUAAUGAAGGCAUUCUCAACGGUGAUAAAUCGCAAACGGUUGCUGUUAAAUCCCAAACGGUUGCCCCUGUCCACCAUAAGGAAAGUACAUUGGUGACCCAAGAGACCAGUUUGAGUACAUCAGCAGUUGAGCAGCCCAAAGCAAUUCAUCAGAGCUGCUCGUUAUUUGAUAUUGAGCCAUUCGAAAGGAAGAGGACCCGACCAAUCAAUCCAUGGCAGAACAUCACACCUAGAAAACCGUUGAAUUAUCAGAAGCGUAGCGAGAGUGAUAAUAUGAUGGAAGACGCAGAAAGUGUACGUGCAACGGACAGCUAUGGAUGUGAUGCAGUGCCAACAUGUUCACUUGGAGAGCUAUCAAAGAAGUGCGAGGGAGAUGGUAUUAAUGAGGGCAUUCUCAACGGUGAUAAAUCGGAAACGGUUGCCCCUUGCGCGGUUGCACUUUCAAAAAAGUGCGAGGGAGAUGGUAUUAAUGAAGGCAUUCUCAACGAUGAUAAAUCGGAAACGGUUGCCCCUUGCGCGGUUGCACUUUCAAAAAAGUGCGAGGGAGAUGGUAUUAAUGAAGGCAUUCUCAACGAUGAUAAAUCGGAAACGGUUGCCCCUUGCGCGGUUGCACUUUCAAAAAAGUGCGAGGGAGAUGGUAUUAAUGAAGGCAUUCUCAACGGUGAUAAAUCGCAAACGGUUGCUGUUAAAUCCCAAACGGUUGCCCCUGUCCACCAUAAGGAAAGUACAUUGGUGACCCAAGAGACCAGUUUGAGUACAUCAGCAGUUGAGCAGCCCAAAGCAAUUCAUCAGAGCUGCUCGUUAUUUGAUAUUGAGCCAUUCGAAAGGAAGAGGACCCGACCAAUCAAUCCAUGGCAGAACAUCACACCUAGAAAACCGUUGAAUUAUCAGAAGCGUAGCGAGAGUGAUAAUAUGAUGGAAGACGCAGAAAGUGUACGUGCAACGGACAGCUAUGGAUGUGAUGCAGUGCCAACAUGUUCACUUGGAGAGCUAUCAAAGAAGUGCGAGGGAGAUGGUAUUAAUGAAGGCAUUCUCAACGAUGAUAAAUCGGAAACGGUUGCCCCUUGCGCGGUUGCACUUUCAAAAAAGUGCGAGGGAGAUGGUAUUAAUGAAGGCAUUCUCAACGAUGAUAAAUCGGAAACGGUUGCCCCUUGCGCGGUUGCACUUUCAAAAAAGUGCGAGGGAGAUGGUAUUAAUGAAGGCAUUCUCAACGGUGAUAAAUCGCACACGGUUGCUGUUAAAUCCCAAACGGUUGCCCCUGUCCACCAUAAGCAAAGUACAUUGGUGACCCAAGAGACCAGUUUGAGUAUAUCAGCAGUUGAGCAGCCCAAAGCAAUUCACCAGACCUGCUCGUUAUUUGAUAUUGAGCCAUUCGAAAAGAAGAGGACCCGACCAAUCAAUCCAUGGCAGAACAUCACACCUAGAAAACCGUUGAAUUAUCAGAAGCGUAGCGAGAGUGAUAAUAUGAUGGAAGACACAGAAAGUGUACGUGCAACGGACAGCUAUGGAUGUGAUGCAGUGCCAACAUGUUCACUUGGAGAGCUAUCAAAGAAGUGCGAGGGAGAUGGUAUUAAUGAAGGCAUUCUCAACGAUGAUAAAUCGGAAACGGUUGCCCCUUGCGCGGUUGCACUUUCAAAAAAGUGCGAGGGAGAUGGUAUUAAUGAAGGCAUUCUCAACGAUGAUAAAUCGGAAACGGUUGCCCCUUGCGCGGUUGCACUUUCAAAAAAGUGCGAGGGAGAUGGUAUUAAUGAAGGCAUUCUCAACGAUGAUAAAUCGGAAACGGUUGCCCCUUGCGCGGUUGCACUUUCAAAAAAGUGCGAGGGAGAUGGUAUUAAUGAAGGCAUUCUCAACGAUGAUAAAUCGGAAACGGUUGCCCCUUGCGCGGUUGCACUUUCAAAAAAGUGCGAGGGAGAUGGUAUUAAUGAAGGCAUUCUCAACGGUGAUAAAUCGCAAACGGUUGCUGUUAAAUCCCAAACGGUUGCCCCUGUCCACCAUAAGCAAAGUACAUUGGUGACCCAAGAGACCAGUUUGAGUACAUCAGCAGUUGAGCAGCCCAAAGCAACUCAUCAGAGCUGCUCGUUAUUUGAUAUUGAGCCAUUCGAAAAGAAGAAGACCCGACCAAUCAAUCCAUGGCAGAAUAUCACACCUAGAAAACCGUUGAAUUAUCAGAAGCGUAGCGAGAGUGAUAAUAUGAUGGAAGGCGCAGAAAGUGUACGUGCAACGGACAGCUAUGGAUGUGAUGCAGUGCCAACAUGUUUACUUGGAGUGCUAUCAAAGAAGUGCGAGGGAGAUGGUAGUAAUGAAGGCAUUCUCAACGGUGAUAAAUCGCAAACGGUUGCUGUUAAAUCCCAAACGGUUGCCCCUGUCCACCAUAAGCAAAGUACAUUGGUGACCCAAGAGACCAGUUUGAGUACAUCAGCAGUUGAGCAGCCCAAAGCAAUUCAUCAGAGCUGCUUGUUAUUUGAUAUUGAGCCAUUCAAAAGGAAGAGGACCCGACCAAUCAAUCCAUCGCAUAACAUCAUACCUAAAAAACCGUUGUAUUAUCAGAAGCGUAGCGAGAGUGAUAAUAUGAUGGAAGACGCAGAAAAUCUACGUGCAACGGACAGCUAUGGAUGUGAUGCAGUGUCAACAUGUUCACUUGGAGUGCUAUCAAAGAAGUGCGAGGGAGAUGGUAUUAAUGAAGGCAUUCUCAACGAUGAUAAAUCGGAAACGGUUGCCCCUUGCGCGGUUGCACUUUCAAAAAAGUGCGAGGGAGAUGGUAUUAAUGAAGGCAUUCUCAACGAUGAUAAAUCGGAAACGGUUGCCCCUUGCGCGGUUGCACUUUCAAAAAAGUGCGAGGGAGAUGGUAUUAAUGAAGGCAUUCUCAACGGUGAUAAAUCGCAAACGGUUGCUGUUAAAUCCCAAACGGUUGCCCCUGUCCACCAUAAGGAAAGUACAUUGGUGACCCAAGAGACCAGUUUGAGUACAUCAGCAGUUGAGCAGCCCAAAGCAAUUCACCAGACCUGUUUUUUUAGCUCGUUAUUUGAUAUUGAGACAUUCGAAAGGAAGAGGACCCGACCAAUCAAUCCAUGGAAUAACGUCAUACCUAAAAAACCGUUGUAUUAUCAGAAGCGUAGCGCCAGUGAUAAUAUAAUGGAAGACGCAGAAAAUCUACGUGCAACGGACAGCAAUGGACGGAAUGCAGUGCCAACAUGUUCACUUGGAGUGCUAUCAAAGAAGUGCAAGGGAGAUGGUAUUAAUGAAGGCAUUCUCAACGGUGAUAAAUCGCAAACGGUUGCUGUUAGAUCCCAAACGGCUGACCCUGCCCACCAUAAAGAAUGUACAUUGGUGACCCCAGAGACCAGUUUGAGUACAUCAGCAGUUGAGCAGCCCGAAGCAAUUCACCAGACCUGUGAGCAAUUUGAAAGGAAGAGGACCCGACCAAUCCAUCCAUGGCAUAAAGGUCAUACAUAUAUUAAGAGGGCAGAUGUUAUUUAUCGGAAAGUCGACAAUGCAAAAGACCUCUUCAUACCUAGAACACCGUUAUAAUUUCUUAAAGUCACUACCUGGUACGCAAUUCAUUAAACUUUCAAUCUUUCAUUAAACUCGUUUGCUUAAAGUAUUAUAAUAUAUGUAAUAAUAAGGUGGCUUAAUUUUAGAUUGUUUAGAAUUUAUUGGCGACAUAGAUCUGAUUUUUUUUUAUUAAUAAUUGUGUAUUGUAUAUGCAAAGUCAUUUAACUUGUUAAGUGAAACAUGAAUAUUUACUUUAAUUCAUAACGAGAACUUUUUGUGUAUAGACACAAUCAUUUUGUAUU
Molecule: messenger RNA, 4187 nt
Organism: Teleopsis dalmanni
Lineage: Eukaryota; Metazoa; Arthropoda; Insecta; Diptera; Diopsidae
Exons: 18
Coding region: 118-3921 (1267 amino acids)
Source: RefSeq, a predicted model, not a curated record